Molecule: messenger RNA, 270 nt
Organism: Dicrocoelium dendriticum
Lineage: Eukaryota; Metazoa; Platyhelminthes; Trematoda; Plagiorchiida; Dicrocoeliidae
Source: the annotation of a GenBank genome assembly
AUGAAUUAUACAGUGUUCCCUUUUACUUUCAAGGUCGAGGCUAAGUUAAUUGAAUUGUGUGUGGAUCCACCGAAGGAAACGGGCGGUCUACCAUUGACGCACUACGAACUUCGCAUACAAACUCAUCCACGAGGAGCGUUUUACGGUCCGUUCGCCUACCUACCUGGUCGUAGACUCCUUCGUUUACCGCACCUGAUUCCGGGAUACUACUAUCGAUUUGCACUGUCUGCGGUCUCCGCAGCCGGUCGAGGACCAAAUGCGUACCUUCAG